GCUAAGUGUCAAUCAAAAAAGGAUGGGGUGUCACAAUGCGUAUCUAAUGCUUGGAAGAGUAAUCUAAACACAAGAUUAAUGGGGAGAUUCGUUGUAGCUGUUUCAGCGGUAGGAGACAUACUGAAAUUUGGAAUUCGAGGCUGCUUUGAGUUUAUCUCUUUUGAAGAUUUCACCACUGAUCGAGAUGCGCUUCUUGCUUUCAAAAAUGCCAUCACUGUCGACACAAAUGCCGUCUUGAGCAACAGCUGGCUCACCAACACAUCAAUCUGUGACUGGAACGGCGUCUCGUGUGGUAUCAAACACCACAGGGUCACAGCUCUCAAUCUCUCCAACUUCGCCCUCCACGGAAAGCUCACUCCACAUCUGGGAAACCUGACGUUUCUCCAGUCCUUGGACGUCAGCUCCAACAACUUCACAGGCGUCUUACCUAUUGAGCUGUCUAAACUACGGCGUUUGAAGCAAGUAUAUGCGGCAUUUAACAACUUCAGGGGAGAAAUACCGAGAGGUAUCCUUGCAAACAUGUCUUUACUGGAAGAAAUUGUUCUCGGGUUUAACAAGCUAUCAGGCGUGCUCCCAAGUGAUAUAUGCAAUAACACUCCGAAACUGAAGAGAUUAUUUCUCGAUGCGAAUCAAAUAUAUGGAAAUAUUCCAAGGAGUAUAUGUAAGUGUAGUGAGAUGCAGGAGCUGGGCUUGUCCAUGAAUAUGUUCAGUGGAAACAUACCAACCGAAGUUGGAAAUCUUACUAUGCUUACAGUUUUAUCUCUAUAUGAUAACCAUCUCCAAGGAAAUAUUCCGUCUUCUAUCUUCAACCUUUCGCGGUUGGAAUCCUUAUUGCUCGGUCAAAAUAAAUUAUCUGGACAUGUACCAACAAAUUUGGACAAGUUACGCAACCUUCUAGUGUUGUAUCUUAGCAGCAACAAUUUAACUGGGAGUAUUUUGUCUUCUAUCUUCAACGUUUCCUCGUUGGAAUCCAUAUACCUCAAUGACAAUUCUAUAUCUGGAAGUAUACCCACAAAUUUGGACAAUUUACUCAACCUCCAAGUGUUGAAUCUUAGCAGCAACCACUUAACAGGAAAUAUUCCGUUUUCUAUCUUCAACAUUUCCUCGUUGGAAUACAUAAACCUCGAUGGCAAUAAACUAUGUGGAAGCAUACCCACAAAUUUGGUCAAUUUACUCAAUCUCCGAUGGUUGUAUCUUAGCAACAACAGCUUAACAGGUCACAUACCAAGACAAAUCGGAAACCUCUCUUCACUACUAGGUCUGGAUCUUGGUUUAAAUCUGUUGGCGGGUGCCAUACCGAAGGAGAUUGGAAAUCUUACAUCCUUGAUUUAUUUGUAUCUUUAUGGUAAUCACUUGACAGGAAAUAUUCCGUCUUCUAUCUUCAACGUUGCCUCAUUGGAAUUCAUACAGCUCUUUCGCAAUAAUCUAUCUGGAAGCAUACCAACAGAUUUGGACAAUUUACAAAACCUCCAAAUACUGAAUCUUGCCAUGAAUAACUUAACAGGUGUCAUACCGAAGGAGAUUGGACAUCUUACAUCAUUAACUCAUCUGUUUUUAAGUUCUAAUAGAUUGACAGGAAAUAUUCCUUCUUCUAUCUUCAACGCUUCCUCGUUGGAAUCCAUAUACCUCGAUGGCAAUUCUAUAUCUGGAAGUAUACCCACAAAUUUGGACAGUUUACUCAACCUCCAAGAAUUGUCACUCAGCCGCAACAACUUAACAGGAUCCAUACCAAAGCAAGUUGGCAGCCUCACUUCGCUAAUAGAUCUACAAUUGGGUUUCAAUAAGUUUACAGGUUCCAUACCCGACCAAGUUGGUAACCUCACUUCGCUAAGAAGACUGGAUUUGGCAAUCAAUAAGUUGGAAGGUUUGUGUUAAAAUGACAACACCUCUUAAAGUGACACUGUGACACCACGUAUCCAACAAUAUUAUAAACGCUACACAUCAACAGUAUAAACGCUAGACAACAAUCUAUAGAUUGUUAUCUAGCGUAUUGGAUAUUGUUGGCCAAGAAAAAUUAUUGUCUAGUGUAUUGAAUAUUGCUGACCGAGAAAAAUUUACCUUUUAGCAUUUUUUAUGAUUGUUACAUGACAGCUGAUUAUUCGUGUACGUGUACAAAUGAUUGGCUAGAAAUGGUGGUAUGGUGUUACUUUAAGAGGUGUUGUCAUUUUAACGCACCUCUUUGUACA
Salvia hispanica is the source of this 2186-nucleotide messenger RNA. The record is from RefSeq and is a predicted model, not a curated record. Lineage: Eukaryota; Viridiplantae; Streptophyta; Magnoliopsida; Lamiales; Lamiaceae.